AUGGGAGUAUAUAUACCGCCCCCAAACAAUAAUGAUAAAGAGCGUGACGAUGCAAAGAGUAACUCGCCAAAAAAGAAUGGAACUAGCAAUCCUACAAAUCCACUCACAUCCUCGGCUUCAUCCUCAGAUUCUACGACAAUAGUGAUUCCCAACCCCAAGUCUCUUAUACCACAUAAUCCAAGUGUUGGAUUGAUAUGGGGUCCACUUACGCCGUCAUCAGAUAACCGCCCUGCGUUGUACUCGAUGAUUGGUUUGCAAUUCUUGUUAGGUGUUGGGUGUUUUAAAUUUGCCCGAAAUCAACUCAGGCAUAGACUUGUCGCGGUGCCUAAUGGUCCUCCUCAAUCUGUUAGGGGUGGAUCCAUAUUCAAACUGGUGGUUUUUGCUGCAGUUGGUGCGACGGUAGUGUUUGGAAGUGGGUUGGAAAUUAGUCGAUUGAUCUUGCCAUAUGACCCUUGGUACGAAGAAGCACGUCACUACAGAAAAGUUGCCAUCAAGAAUGGAGAUAAACCAAGCUUGUGGUUUGGUGCUUACAAAUAUUACCAGCCAAUGUCUUUUAAGAAAUGGAUCGAACUAUUGCAUAACUGGAUUGAAAAUGUCAGUCAGGAAUUGGAAGAGCCGGAAGGAUUUCAAAACCUAUCAAUUGAACUUGGAGAAAAGAACAACGUCUUAAGUGUUGCACAAACAGGUACAAAGCCUAGCCUUCUAGAGAAAUUGAAAAGCAGAGGUAAAUACAAUGAAAUUCACGCAAAGUUGAAGGAAAACAACGACAAACGGUUUGAACAUAUGUUGAGUAACGAGUUGAAAGACGUCAACGAGUUGAACAAAGCUCAAAGGUUAGACUUAAUAUUGGAGGGGAAGAGUGAAUUGGUGAAUGAUGGUUUUGCGAAACCAAGCAUAACAUUGGGAAACCACACUAUUGACAAUGACGACGAUUUCGAGAUGGUCUGGCUCAAUUUUGAACCCUGGGAUGAGUUGAAAUUAGAGACUGACUACGAUAUAAGGUUGAUUCCGCGGUACGCUUUGCCAGAGGAGGAAGAGCAAGACGACGUUAUCUCAGAAAAUGAAAUACCCCAGGAAAAAACUAUUAAAGUUGUAUAG
Lodderomyces margitis is the source of this 1098-nucleotide messenger RNA. RefSeq lists its product as uncharacterized. Bases 1 to 1098 code for a protein of 365 amino acids. The transcript has a single exon. The record is from RefSeq and is a predicted model, not a curated record. Gene Ontology annotation, cellular component: mitochondrial inner membrane. NCBI's taxonomy places the organism in Eukaryota, Fungi, Ascomycota, Pichiomycetes, Serinales, Debaryomycetaceae.